AGUUAUCUUUUUGUUGCUUUAAGGAAACAUGUUAUUAGAAUUUUCAUAAAUCAGAAAUCAAAUGGAUAUUUUUUUUUUUUAUUGAGAAAUUAAAUUAUUCAGAUUGCGUAUCGAUUUUCUAUAGUAACCACAUGAUUGUGAUAUCUUAUCUAUUGCUCCUUCUUCAUGCAAAGUUUUCAUUUGGAAUAACACCACUUAAAAGACUUAUCUUAAACCCACAUGAAUCACUAAAACCUAUGAACCUUCUAACCAAAGAUCUUAUUACAGCGUUAAACGAAGAAUUGUUUGUCGCAAGAAACUAUUACGACAAAGAAUCGGGAGGAAAGAGGCUAAAUCACAAAAAAGUUGAAAUUUCGCGAGCUUUCCAAGAAUCAUUUUUACAGACAAAGGAGCUUAACACAUACACUAAUCAAUAUUUGAUUUUAGAUCAUAGCAUCGUAUUAUGUGAUGGUAAGGAUAUUGUCAAAGUAGAGGAACCUGCGUUCUCAACAUUCGGUCACGCGCAAAAAACCUGUAAAGAAUCUCGGCUUUGCACAUAUUUUGUCUGGAAGAAGAGUUCAGAAACACAGAGAGGAGUUGUCUGGUACUGUACAGGAACGGGAUGGAUGGCUGCUCAACGUGAACGCGGUUGGCGUGUUGCAGUUAAGCCUCAGUGGGAAACACUACCAAAUUACGACAUACUUCCUAAUAAGAAAAUCGUUAGUGAAUCGUCUACAAAAUCACUUGUAAAAUAUGGACCUUUAUCUUUAGAAGAUAUUGACUUUUGGUGUAACAAGAUUCUAUGCUCGGCUUUUACAGUUUCUUACGGUAGUCUUACUAAAACACACGAGAUUAUUAAACCACAUCCAGGACAAAAAACCGAAUUCUACAAUGAGUUAAAGAGUAGAUCAGCUAGCUCUAAAAUAAUUAGAGCAAAGGGAUGCUUGACCGGUAUAAAGAAAAACCAAAAAGUCAACGUGAACAAAACAAAAUAUCUAAAUCAACGUAUUAGUGUACGAAUGCAAAAGGGGAAUAAAAGUAAUAUAAAUGGCAUGAAAGGCAACGUAAUUCUACAGAAUGGUCCUAUUUUGCUUAAUAAUUACUCCUGGAUGGGAAAUCUAGGAGACAUUGUCGGUGAUCCGUCAUUAGGACGCAUAUUGAUACCUAAUACUAUUUGAUUUUUUGAAAGUAAAAAAAAAUAAUUAAUUUAACUAUAAUAUUUUGAUCGUAUUACAUUUUAUUAAAUUUUGUGAAAUAAGUAAGACAAAUUGUGAAACAAAUAAAGAUUAUGUGAUAGU
Messenger RNA from Hylaeus volcanicus, 1277 nucleotides. RefSeq lists its product as uncharacterized. Bases 132 to 1157 code for a protein of 341 amino acids. NCBI's taxonomy places the organism in Eukaryota, Metazoa, Arthropoda, Insecta, Hymenoptera, Colletidae. The record is from RefSeq and is a predicted model, not a curated record. The transcript has 15 exons.